Molecule: messenger RNA, 8745 nt
Organism: Anopheles moucheti
Lineage: Eukaryota; Metazoa; Arthropoda; Insecta; Diptera; Culicidae
Product: sortilin-related receptor-like
Exons: 14
Coding region: 753-7493 (2246 amino acids)
Biological process (GO): post-Golgi vesicle-mediated transport
Cellular component (GO): membrane; Golgi apparatus
Molecular function (GO): protein binding
Source: RefSeq, a predicted model, not a curated record
CAGCCGGCAAGGGGUUCGUUUUGCUAGCGAAUUGUACGUCCCCGAGACAUCUAGUACGGGAUUCGGAGCGCUGAUCAAAACACUUGUUGGAUUACAUAGCGGUGGAUGCGGUAGCAGGCCACCCUUAAUCCAGAGCCCGCAUCUUACCACGCUGCCGUUGCUGCGGGCCCCCGCCGAUAAGCAGUUCAAAGCCCUCUCGCGUGAACGUGAUUAUUAUUAUUUGACGCUUCUCUGCAAAAGCAUAAGGGAAAAUCGGUCCGUGCGUAUAGUGUGUGCGCCUGUGCGCUCGUGUGCGUGUGGUUGUGUGCGUGUCCGAUUGUUGCGUGCGCGCUGGUGUGCGGGUCGACGAAAGGCGAGGAUAUUUUCUUGAUAAAACAACACCUCGGCACCAAUUUAUGAAAAUCAUCCGAACCUUCCUGUUGUAAAAUUUUCAAUCUGUGUGCGUGUGUGUACGUAUGUGACAUGUGUUUCGUGUGUUGGAAGUGGUUUUCGUAAUACAGUGUGUGCGGAAGGAUACCAUCUCCAUCGCUUUUUUACAACGUGUCUAAGCGUGUGCGUUUGUGUGUGGGAAAACCAAUGCACACUUUUCGUCAUUUCUAAGCGGGUUGUCAUUUUUUGCCUGUCAAGCAGACACACUCACACGCCCGCCGUGCCUGUACGAAAACUUAGGAAAAAGCAAACAUUGACCUUGCCCGAAAAGGACACCAUUCGGGGGCCAUUGUUUCGCCAUCGAGCCGCAUCGAGUGCGCAAAAUGGCGCAUCCGGUGGUGUGGCGGAGGUUAACGGUACUGGUGGCCGUCCUCUGUCUCCACGGUGCCAUCGUGCCAACGGAGCAGCAACAUGCCACGGGUCGUCACGGUUUCCCACCGAGCGUCCUACACGUGGAACCGCACGUCGACACGGCCCGUAGGGCGCCACGCACGAUCACACUGUCUCUGGGUGACCUGGACAACGAUAAUGCCGAUCCAGAGGUGGCCGCACUGCUAGCCCGGUCGCCUUUGCUGCGUGACGAGCUGAAGCACCACCGUACACGGCGUGAUGCAGCACCCGCUACACCGAACGUCAACAGUGGCACGGGACAAAGCAAAAAUGCAACAUCUGGCGGCAACAAUUCGUCCGCGGCCGCAACACCGUCAACCAAAAACACGGUAUCAUCGGAAUUUUCCCCAUCGCCUAUAAUCAAGGCGAAGACGACCAAUCUAAACGAUUCCCAUGGGCAGCUUAUCGUGCAUUGGUUGGGCGAAGGUACGAACGUUAUGAUCUGUCUCGCCCGCGAACCACCCGAUACGGACAUGAAGUCACCGCCGCCACCCCCAUCGCGUAUCUUCAUGUCGAACGAUUACGGUGAUACAUUCGAAGACAAGACGCCCCACUUCAUGCUCAACAUUAGCGGUGUGCUGACAAAUUCCACGGUGGAGCAGUUUUUUACUCAUCAAAAGUUUAACACGAUUGUCUUUAUUGAUCCGCGAAAUCAAGCGAUAUUUACGUCGGAUGAUUAUGGAGCUACCAUUACGAAGCAAAAACUCGACUUUACACCUUCGGAUGUGUCGUUCUACGAUGCCGACAGGCGAACGUUUCUCGUGCUGGACAAGCGUGAUCCUCAGCGAAAGCUGUAUUACACAACCGACUUCGGAGCAUCGUUUACACUACUUCAAAGCUACGUUAAAUCAUUCCUUUGGUCGUCAGGUGACGGUGUCCCCAUUCAUCUGUACGUGGAACGUAAAGAACCUACAAAUACUUCAUCGGUAAUCUUCUUCAACGCAGCCGACCUUUACACCGGCAACCGGCAGUUUAAUGUGUUGAUCGAAAAGGUGGAAGACUUCCACAUCAACAAAGACUUCAUGUUUGCGUCCCAGCGUCUCCCCAACAGCACCCAGCUGCUCAUCUCGUACAAACGCGGCAAGUUUGUGAAGGCCGAUUUCCAAACCGAGCUAGACAUUCGAGGCUACCACGUGGCGGAUGUCGAAGGACGCCGCAUUAUGAUUUCGGUGGUGCACUCGGAGCGCAUUUCGCAUCUGUACGUGUCCGAAUCGAACGAUGAUAUGACGGACAUUAAGUUUGUGCCAAGCCUGGAAAACAUUUUCACCUACAUCCCUGACCUGAAUUGGCGAUCCAGCUGGUUGGUGAAAUCUUCCGAAACAGCGUUUACUGAUCUGUAUCGGGUGGAAGGCUUGAGGGGAAUUUACAUCGCAUCGAAAAUGAUACGUCUGCCGGUCGCGGAAACGAUUACACCGGACUAUCUGAUGUCGGUAAUAACGUUCGAUCAUGGUAAUACGUGGCGAACCAUUAAGGCACCGGAAACGGACGAUGAAGGGGCUUUGCUGAACUGUGGCAAAGAUUGUAGUCUUCAUUUGACGCAGAAAUUCUCUUCCCUGUACCCAGUGACCAGAUCCGUUACUAUAAUGAGUUCGAAAACGGCACCUGGUGUAAUCAUGGCUUCUGGCGUUGUGGGCAAAUCGCUUAAAGGACACCCCGGCGUGUACAUUUCGCGCGAUGCUGGACUUACGUGGAAGCAGAUUCUGAAGAACUACUACUUCUUCAAUAUGGGCGACCACGGUGGCAUACUGGUAGCGGUGAAAUAUUUCAAAUCAAAGGGUGAAACGAACGAAAUUCUCUACUCAACGGAUGAGGGCGAACGCUGGCACUCGACACCGUUCAUUGGCAACCAGCUUAAAGUGUACGGUUUGAUGAGGGAAGCGGAGGCAAACGGAACCAUCUUUACGCUGUUCGGCUCGGAGCAGGAUGAGCACCGGUGGUUAAUCAUAAAGAUCGAUCUGAAGAAUGCCUUUACGGCGAACUGUACGGAAGAUGAUUACAAAUUUUGGACACCCGGUUCAUAUUCUGGCGACUACUUUAUGCCGUGUGUGCUCGGACGUCAGGAUACGUAUCAGCGCCGGAAACCGCACGCCAAUUGUCACAAUGGUCUGGGAUACGAGCGCCCCAUUCGCCAGGAAGUUUGCGAAUGCAACAGUUCGAACUUUGAGUGUGAUUAUGGGUUCAUACGCAGCGGCCAGAAGCGAUCGUUCUGUGUGCGUAACAAAACGUUGACAAAUUUCGAUCCGUACGCGGUGCCGAAAUCUUGCAAACCCGGUGCAUACUACAACCGUACUCGGGGCUACCGGAAGAUCGAAGGAGACGUGUGUGUUGAUGGAUUUUCGGCCCAGUUUUUGCCCCAAUCGAUUCCCUGCCCGAUGGAGCAAUCGGAUGAGUUCUUAAUAAUAGCCCAGCGCGAAAAGAUUUCCCGUAUCGACCUGCGGAACAACAACACACGCACCGAGUUUGCGAUUCCCGGGCUGAAAAAUGUGAUCGCUAUUGAGUUUGAUUUGAAGCGUAACUGUGUGUUUUGGGCAGAUAUUUUGACGGACGUGAUCGGGCGACAGUGUCUGAACGGGAACUCUACGCCGGAAACGCUGGUGGACAAUGGGCUGUCGUCUGUUGAGGGUAUGUCUUACGAUUGGAUCUCGGAAGUGCUGUACUUUGUGGACGGAAUGCGUCUGAUGAUAGAAGCGCUACGGGUGCCACCACCGGGAACGAUUCCGCCCGCCGGGUCACAGCGCACGCCAAACAUUCGACACACGAUUAUGGAUAGCAAGUACCUGAACAAACCGCGCGGUAUCGUCGUACAUCCGAUGGAAGGAUAUCUGUUCUGGACCGAUUGGAAUUCCAUCAGGCCAUCGAUUUCUCGUGCCAACAUGGACGGUACGGAUGUGCGGGAACUGUUUACAAAACCCCAAGUCGCCUGGCCGAAUGGAGUUACCAUCGAUUAUAUGGCCGAGCGGUUGUACUGGGUGGAUGCGAGCAAGGACUAUAUUGCGAGCAGCGAUUUGGAUGGUAAAAACUUCCACAAAGUAAUGCAGCAGGAUCCGUUCGUGCAGCAUCCGUUCGCGGUGGCGGUGCUGAAGGAUGUAAUGUAUUGGGACGACUGGAAGCAGAAUUCGGUCUUUUCCGCGGACAAAGAUCAUGGCAUUAUGGCGAAACUGGUUGCGGACAACAUGGCCAAUUUGAUGGAUAUGAAGGUGUACGGCCACACGAUUCAGGUCGGUACGAACGCUUGCUCGAAAAAUGAUCGCUGUUCGCAUAUUUGUGUUGGUGGCCCGAAACAAACGUACAGCUGUCUCUGUCCGGAUGGCAUGGAGUUGGUGAAGGAACAGUGUAUAUGCCCGCCUGGAACGACGGCCCAAGGGAAUGGGUGUGCUCGGACGGGCAAGACGUGCGGUCCAAAGUUCUUCAGCUGCAACAAUACGCAGUGCAUUCCGCAGAUCUACAAAUGUGACGGUGAGAAUGAUUGUGAGGAUCGCAGCGAUGAGGAAGGUUGCCCGGCAGCGAAACCGGCCUGCCCACCGCACAUGUUCACGUGCAAGCUGGACCAACAGUGCAUACCGAAGCAUUAUUUGUGUGACUUUGAUAAGGACUGCAAGGACGGUAGCGACGAGGAGAACUGUAAGACAACGUACUGCAAGAAGGGUGAGUUCACGUGCGACAAUGGGCGCUGCAUUAAGCAGGGCUGGAAAUGCGACGGUGAGGAUGAUUGCCGGGACGGGUCGGAUGAGAAGGACUGUCAGAAGAAAAAUGUAACGCUGAUCGAGUGCAAAUCGGACGAGUUCCGGUGUAAUGUAACGAGCGCUUGUCUACCGAACCAGUGGCGCUGCGACACGGAACAAGACUGUCCGGACGGUUCGGAUGAAGCGAACUGCAACAACAACACGUGCGAAUCGUGGAUGUUUACGUGUGUGAGCGAUGGCAAGUGUAUUUACAAGACGUGGCAGUGCGAUGGCAGUAAGGAUUGCAAGGAUGGUAGCGACGAGCUGGACUGUGCAGCGAUCAUUGGUGAUAAUAGUGCCGCACCAACGAAAAAACCGGAUAUAAACAUAAUGCCGGGCCAGGAGUGUCACGAUUGGAUGUUCAAGUGCAAGAACGAACGCUGCGUACCGUACUGGUGGAAAUGCGAUGGAGUGAACGACUGUGAGGACCACUCGGAUGAGGAUGGGUGUAGCGAGAUGGGUACGAACCCGACCAUUAACGGCACGACCGUCGCGCAUCCAAGCACACCGACCCCAACGCGACGCAAGGAUCGGACGUGCGGCUUGCAUGAGUUUCGCUGUGAUUCCGGCACGUGCAUUCCGAAGCGUUUCGUGUGCGACGGUUACAGCGACUGUACGGGUGGUGAGGACGAGGCCAACUGUCCGAGCCAGAAGCUGUGCAGCAAUAACAAUUUCCGCUGCCGCACCGAUGGCGCAUGCCUUCCAAUGAGCCGGUUUUGCAAUGGAAUACAGGAUUGUGUCGAUGGCAGUGAUGAGGAGUGCAGCUUUAAGCCAUCAACAUCUGUUACGACAAACCGAAACUGUAGCACCAAUCCGGGCGUGUUCGCGUGCGACAAUACCUGCUUCGCGCUGAUGCUCCUGUGCGAUGGCAAACCGGAUUGUUACGACGGGACGGAUGAGGAAAAUUGCUCGGGAAACCGGAAAGGGCGACAAUACUAUCAGGUUACGCAGAUCAGUGUCGAUCAACGGUCAUUGAAUUCAUCGAGCUUCCUAAUCUUUUGGUGGACCAUGUUGGAACCGAAUGUAACGUACGAGUAUUUGCCCUCAAUUUAUUACAACAAUGAGUGGAAAAAUGUAACAAACUGGAUAACGGAAACGUCGUACCGUUUUACCAACCUGAAGCCCUACACGACCUACUCGGUGACAACGUACGUACGGGCGAAGGGUCAAUCGAAGAUCACACCACCGUACAUUUACUACGAAAUAGCGACCACCGAAGGAAUUCCAUCACCACCGUUAAGCGUCUCAGUCAUUCAGCAGAACGGAUCUCGUGUGCUGGUAAGCUGGGAUCCACCGAAAGAGGUGAACGGUCGGCUCGAGGGCUAUACGGUGAACUUCCGCUCGCAGUCGAAGAACGUCACACCGGCGCAAAACGUUAAAGUGAGCGCAUCGGAAACGAGCGUUGUCAUCGACAAAGACUUCAAACCCCACGUGGUGUACGAGUUUUGGGUGAAGGCACGCAACGGCAAGCACGAGUCGCUGUCCUCCGUCAUGGUACCGCUAACGUUCGAUGGUACCUCGUUCGUGGAGAAAAUUACCCGCAUCGAGGUGGUGAACAAAACGACCAAAUCGGUGACGCUACGCUGGAAACCGGUGAGCAAUGCGGAUGGUUAUAUGGUGGUACCGAUCCUGCCGCAAACCUAUCCCGUACUGCCGACGAUAAAGGUACAGAAUGCGACGGUCAUUACGCUGGACAAUAUGGUACCGGGUACGCAGUACGUCAUCAAGGUGGCGGCGUACGUGAAGAACUUUUUCGGACAGCAUGAAACCACGAUUGUGUCGUUCGGCGGAACAGCGUUACCGGCACUGAACGUAGAGCUGAAGGAGAAAACGAACGAUUAUGCGCUAUUGGAGUGGAACGAGCCGAAAGGUUUGGACACAAGUAAGCUGGUGUACGGCGUUUACUACGGUACCAGCAUGGAUGCUUUGUUUGAAGCCGCUCGCAUUAACACUACAUCGCGCAGCAUUAAAUUAACAGGCCUAAUGCCUUGCCAAUCGUAUCUGGUCAGUGUGGGUAUCGUCGGUCCGAUCGGACCGGGUCCGCUCGGGCGCAAUCCGCUAAAACUGGAAACAGCUUACAAUCGUACGCUACCACCAAAGGAACUAACAGUUGUAAUAAACGAAACUAGUCAUGAAAUGACCAUCGAAUGGCAGCAUAGCUGUGCUUUGGAUUUGGGCGCGUACCCAUCAUACAUUAUAACGGUGCACGAACUGACGCUCAACCAUACAUCCGUCGUGACGGUGCAACCGUCUAGCAACAAAACGAUGGUGCAUGUAUUCCGCAAGAUUCCAAAGGGUGCGGCGUACGAGAUAUCCGUAUCAACAAACAUUCCCAAUGCGCAGGCGGUUAGCAUGAUUGCGUACUCGGCACCAUUACCGGUGCCGGAGCAACUGCAGGUGUGGGAGGAACGCAACGGAACGUUCGUGGUGUAUUGGAAAACAGUGAAAAAUUUUACAGAUAUUGGCUACUCCUAUGAAAUCAUUGUGUACGAAGGCCAAAGCAUCAACACUUCCGUUCCACCAAGACUUGCGAUACCGGCCAAAGAACCUCCCGCAUUUAUCGAACCGUAUCAACUAAAUUGGAACGAUGAGGAAGCCUUAACGUUUGGCGUUCGACUGAAAACGGAUAUGGGUCUAUACUCCGAAAUUGUACAAACGGAAACAUUCAUCAAACAAAUUUAUCGGUACACGAGAUUACCAUCCACCUCGUCCGUGGGAUCGUCUUGGAAAUGGAUUGUGCCGACCGUUAUUGUUGUGGUACUUAUUGCCGUGCUUGCGUACGGUGUACAGCGCCACCGGAGAUUGCAGAGCUCGUUUAGCCGGUUCGCAAACUCACACUACGACACACGAACGGGUGCCACGCGCAUCGGCUGCACGUUGGAUGAUGAUGAGCACGAGCAUCAGGAGGUGCCGCGCAGUUUCUCCGACGAUGAGCCACUAGUGAUUGCUUAAAAAGGGUAAGUACAUUGUUCGAGCGUACACACCACGGGUUUGCAGAUAUUAAUAGAUUUCGUGCUACAAGUAGAUCUCUGCGUGUUUCCGCGUGCGUAAGAGCAGUGCGUGAGUAUGGGUGUGUGAUUGAUAAUAGGAUAGAAACAUGUUUGCAGUAGUUUUGAUCAGCCUUUUUAUUCGUAAGGUCACUAAUGUCGUAUAACCUUUUUUUCAAAACAUUCAAACAAUGAGAAAAGAAUUGACUUAUAACAAAUUCGAGUCCUGUUUGGCAUAGUUUGUCACAUUAAAAAGAGUGACGUCUCCUGUGAAGCACUCCUUAUCCGACCUGUUGCUUUAGCCUCUAGUCUUCAUAUUUACUUCGACAAUUAUCUUGAGAGAAAGUAAGUGUAAGGGAACAUAAAGUGACAUUGAAAUGUUAUAUUAGUAAUUCAAAAACAAAAAUAUAUCCAUCCAUAAGUCCUACAUGUGACACAUAACGAAAAAAUAACUGAUCAAAACUAAUGUAAGCACCUAAUAACUACUAGAAGCGAACAGAACUGAUACAUAUUGAUACGAAUCCAACUUUGUAAUCCCUUCGCGUACAUUUAAACAGAGUCAGCUUUUUCGCGCAGGUUUCCGUAACGAUAUUACUUCGAACGGUGGCCGAAUAUUGAUAAAUCCUAGCAAAGACAGUAACUAAAGAAAGUAAAAUCAGAAAUAAAAAAACAUUAAGCGUAGCAUAAGAAAGGAAGACGAAAAAUCAUACGUUUAACAAAGAGAAACAUAAAGGAAGCAAGUGUGUAUAGGAGUGUGUGAGCUGCGUAAGCAAACAAACUGAAAGACUAAACUAAUUUUUUUUGUAUUUAUGUGUUGUUCGUUUUAUUACAAAUAGAUUUAUUUAAUGUAGUAAUGCCAGAGGUGGAAUGGACUAGCAAAAGAAAAACAAAUAAAGAGUGUGUGUGAGUUGCGCAUAUGAUUCUGCAAGAUAAAGAGCAAGAAACACAUAUAUCAUUAUAUGAAGAUAGAGGAUUUUGACAAUUAUUACCACAGUUGUUUUACAGGCUCUGUGCGUAUGUAAACUAUGUAUAUUCUGUUUAUGUUUUCUUCAUUGCUUUCUUUACUAAUCGUCAUGCAUAUAUACAUGUUCGGGUAUCGCGAUUCUAGCGAGUUUCUUUUUUAAUACCGUAGUACGUUAGCAGGAUUGUACUAAUUAUGGAUAGGCUGGAUAGGAAACGGGAAGCUAAUAAUUCGUAAAAUAAACAGUAAACUGGAA